This is a messenger RNA of Cadophora gregata, 2007 nucleotides long. RefSeq lists its product as uncharacterized. The record is from RefSeq and is a predicted model, not a curated record. Lineage: Eukaryota; Fungi; Ascomycota; Leotiomycetes; Helotiales; Ploettnerulaceae. Gene Ontology annotation, cellular component: membrane; endoplasmic reticulum. Gene Ontology annotation, biological process: transmembrane transport. Bases 192 to 1691 code for a protein of 499 amino acids. The transcript is spliced from 3 exons.
GUGCCAGAAUGUAUUUUCUCUGGAAACCAAGCCCUUGGCCCUGGCCAUUUCCCGGUUUCUUUUGCGAGCCACAAACAUAUGUCCCUCUUUCUUCCCGUUAUUUGAUCAUUUCCUUGUAGACAUGACGUCUGAGGAGCUUCAUGUUAAACCCCGGGAGCUAUGUUCGAGCCUCAAGUGACAGUUGUCUGUGAAUGCUAAGCUUUUGCUCGUCCUGUUUUCGCGUCUUCCAAGACUCUCAAAAUCCAUAUAUUGUGAGGUUUUUCCAUUCUUUCUUCCUCCUACUCCUCCUUCUCCGUCUUCUAUGUUUUUUCUCUUUGCAAGUUGCAGCCACCACUUUGUUUACUUCCAACAUGUCCAGCAGUAUCGUGGCCAGUUUCUUGGGUGCCUUGGAAGCAUCUCUCUCCGUUCUCUUGACGAUCACCUACGGUGCCGUUGCAGCAAGAUUCAAUCUCCUCAAGUCAUCCUCUGCAAGAGACAUUAACAAGUUGUGUGUUCGACUGUUCCUUCCCGCACUGAUGAUUGCGAACCUUGGCGAUGAGUUGCAUGCCAAAACUGCGUACAGAUACGUCCCAGUGUUGAUAUGGGCUCUCUUCUAUACUUUAACUUCCAUGGCACUCGGAUGGACCCUAAAGCGAAUGUUUAAAUUUCCAGCGUGGACAAUUCCUGCCAUCUGCUUUAACAACACUACCGCACUUCCACUUCUCCUUCUCCAAUCACUUGAGACAUCUGGGAUCUUAAAGGAUCUUACUAUGGAUAAGGGUGACUCUUCUUCAGAAGCUAUGAAGCGAGCAAAGUCCUAUUUUCUUGUCGCAGCUGUGGUUGGAAACAGUUUGACAUUCGCUGUUGGACCCGGACUUUUGGAUGAUGAGGAGACUCCAGACAGCUACGAGGCCCAACAAGAACGCAAGGGUCAAGAAAAUAGAAACGGGGCGCACGAGGACGAGGACGAGCACGACAAUCCCACAAACGCGGCUGGAAGGACAGCUGAAGAGCAAGAAGAACAUGCAACUGAGAAUACGACUCUCCUCCCAGAUAGAGUUGCCGAUCCUGGGGCAGAACUUGGCGGGGUAUUAGCGGACACCUUCGACGAAUAUUGGUCUCGUCUUCCAACUGUAUUACGGAAACAUCUGCAUUUUGUCAGCAGUUUCUUCAACGCACCUCUAAUAGGUGCGGUCGUCGGCGCGAUUCUCGGUUUAGUUCCUCCAUUUCACAAAGCCUUCUUCAGCGAACCCCAGGAUGGAGGCAUCUUCAAAGCCUGGUUGACGUCGUCGGUGAAGAAAAUCGGAGAACUCUUUCCUGCACUGCAACUUGUGGUUGUAGGUGCGAAGCUCAGCGCCAGUCUUCUAAAGAUGAAAGAAGGAAAAGACGUGGGGAAGAUGAAACUGGUUCCAGUUCUCACAGUUUUCGCGAUCAGAUUCCUCAUCUGGCCAGUCAUCAGUAUUGGGGCGAUAUACCUCAUCGCAUCAAAGGCCAAGCUUCUGGACGACGAUCCUAUCCUCUGGUUCGUCUUGAUGCUGAUGCCUACUGGUCCUUCAGCAACAAAAUUAACGGCACUUGCGGAUGUCAGUGGAGGAAGCGAAGAAGAUAAACAUGCUAUCGCGAAGUUCAUCACGUUGUCAUACACCAUCUCGCCCCUAAUUUGUUUCACUGUUGUGGGAGCAUUGAAGGCUUCACUCGCAGCCAAAUCUUGAGAGUUCUCAUGCCAGUCGCUUUGCUGAUUCGGGUUUGUAACAACAACAAGCCUAACGAGAAGUCAUAGUAUAUAGAUUCAAAUGUUAGGCCGUAAAACUCUAAAUAUGGGCAUGUGAAUAUCAGAUGGAGAUUUGAAGCACCUCUCGCAGUCGUGACAGUGACAAGUCGUUGUUCGGUCAGAGUUCUGUCAGAUCAACGAUUGAUGUUCCCCUAGUAUCCGCAGUUCAGACCGGGGAUCAAACGGGGCAGGGUUGAUGUCGUUUCAGAAUCAUUCGAAGUGCACGCAAACUAACAACAUCAGAUUAAGUGACAGGG